This is a messenger RNA of Cicer arietinum (chickpea), 375 nucleotides long. RefSeq names its product pentatricopeptide repeat-containing protein At3g62890. Lineage: Eukaryota; Viridiplantae; Streptophyta; Magnoliopsida; Fabales; Fabaceae. Gene Ontology annotation, molecular function: zinc ion binding. The record is from RefSeq and is a predicted model, not a curated record.
AUGCAUGAGUUUGUUGCUGGUGAUAAGUCUCAUGAUCAGUAUAAAGAGAUAUAUGAAAUGGUGGAUGAGAUGGGCAGGGAAAUCAAAAGGGUAGUGUAUGUUCCUACAACACCUCAAGUGUUGCUUGACAUUGAUGAAGAAGAUAAAGAAGAUGCUUUGUAUGGACAUAGUGAAAAGCUUGCCAUAGCUUUUGCUCUUUUGAACACUCCCCCUGGAACAUCAAUUAGGAUUGUGAAGAACUUGCACAUUUGUGAGGAUUGUCACUCUGCUACUAAGUUUAUAUCUAAGGUUUAUAAUAGAGGAAUUGUUGUCAGGGACCGCAAUCGCUUCCACCAUUUCAAAAAUGGUUUGUGCUCUUGUAGAGACUUUUGGUAA